AUGGCUGAUUCCGGCAGUGGUCCUGUUCCUUCGGUCUAUCCAGACUUUGAGGGACCAUAUCGCUACGAGGAUGCGCCGCCAGUGGCAGCACCGCCUCCAGCCCAACAAAUUGCUUACCAAGAGCAAGGUCAACCAGCCACACCACUGACGCCCGCGACACCAACCACUACAACCAAAUCAAAAGGUAAUGGAGAGGUCAAGCCCCGUCUUAGAAAGGCCUGCGAUAGUUGUAGUGUGAGGAAAGUCAAGUGCGAUGAAAGUGGUCCACCAUGCAAGUCAUGUGCAAGUCUCGAUAUCCCAUGCACGUUCAACAGACCAAGCCGACGAAGAGGCCCUCCGAAUAGACAUGCAGAGGCUGUUAAGCGCCAAAGACUGCUUGACGAUGGUAGCUAUAAUUCGGUCGAAGUUGCAUCGCCUACAGCCGAAGCAGCUUAUGGUCUGGCUGCGCUCUCUGCACCCAUGUCAACACAACUUUCAGCCGAGACGAUCUGUGACAUUGCUACGUUGAACGUGCUCAUUGAUGACUACUUCACCUACAUCCACCCUCUGAUACCUAUUCCGCACGAACCCACCUUUCGAGAACAGUUUGCCAGACGUGAGGAUCAGACGAACAAGAGCUUCCUAGCAUUGGUUGCUGGGAUGAUCGAGUGCUUGGUAACCUCUUUCCCCCGAAGAGUCAAGCAGGUCUUCGUGACACCUGAGGCGAGGGCCAUGUUCCCCAAUGCUAGCGUCCUUAUUGGACGCUGUCAUUUUGUCUUCUCGGAAGCACGAGGCAAAGGCUUCCUUGACCGAGAGGACCUCAACCUCUACGAUGCAUGUGGAAGCUAUCUAGCUGGCUUGUCUCUCGCUUACAUGUACGACCUACGCAGAUGGCGUCUUUACUGCAGUGAAUGUGUCAUAAUCUUGCGGACACUCAACUACCAGAAAGCAGAUGAUCAUACCCUGCAGCAGACUCCGGGUGAGCACAUCGACUAUGUCGAACAACAGAGUGGUCGCAGGCUGUUCUGGCUAUGUUUUGUUGGUUCCAUGACCGUGCGACAACUCGGCAGCUCAGACUCUGACGUGAUCAUGCCUCAUGCACACUCUGACGCUCUGCCGCCAUUACCAGUUGAGGUUGACGACAAGUACAUUGUUCCAAAUGCUAUCCUCGGCCAACCACAAGGUGAAAUUUCGAGACUUGUGGGGUUCAACUACAACAUCAAGAUCUAUAGAGCAUUCCAUGCCAUUACCGCCAUCGAAAUGGCUGUCGGCGCCAAUAGAUUGUUUGACUGGGAACGUCAACGCGCAGCCAUUCGAAACGCUCUUCGAAAUGUAAAGGCCAUCACAAGAGAUGUCCCAUCAGAACUGCGACUCGAGCAACGACCUGAUCUUGGCGAAUGGCCACCCCGUCAACCUCAAUCAGAUCUUGCUCAAUACACCCACCUACUCAAUGGGCGGCGCGAUCCUACUGCUGACCAGCUUGGCCUUCUCCCAGCUAGCGACCCACGGCGGACCAUGUCAUACCCUCGACGGACUGUGCAGUUCGAGGUCCAGAAGGCGAACAUUUACGGCUCCCAGCUUGCGACACGGUCUUAUCUCGUGGAACGAUACUGGAACCUAUAUGAGAUCUACCAGCAACAAAAAGUCAGCACGGCUUCGCCUCAGACGACUUACAAGGUAGAGGAACCACAAAACCCACAAGUUUCUCCUACUGUGGCCUUUUUAGCUACAGGCUUCGAGUCUCGCUUCCAACCACCACGAACGGAUCACACCCCGAGCGAGUCCGCGGCAACUGACGAUGGCGAAACUCAAAUGGCUCUAGAACGGGAAGAUAUUGUCAGAGAUAUGGCACGCUUGCUCAAGGCUGUCAACCAAGUCAACAUGGAACCAAAUGGUCAUUCAUUUUGCGACAAAAUACGCCAGGUUGCCUCUACUCUUCUAUAUCAAGAUCGUAGCCCCGUCAGCAGCAUGAACCUCGAUGCUGGUGAGGUUCAAGAGUACCUGAGAGGCUUUAUUGACAUCCUCUCCAAGCUCGAGCGUAUCGGAACUUCACUCAUGCACGGCGGCGAGCCUGCGCAGAGUGGCAAUCAGUACAUGCAAGGGCAACCGAUGCCUCAAGGCCAAAUUCAGCUGGCGGGUAUUCAAGCAUAUGCUGGCAAAACACAAGAAGAGAUUGAGGAAGAGGAGCUGGUACAGUGGGCGAGUUUGAAAGAACACCAGGAGCGUUUCGUGAUGAAGCAUGAGGGUUACUUGGCGCUAUAG
This is a messenger RNA of Lithohypha guttulata, 2241 nucleotides long. RefSeq lists its product as uncharacterized. NCBI's taxonomy places the organism in Eukaryota, Fungi, Ascomycota, Eurotiomycetes, Chaetothyriales, Trichomeriaceae. Gene Ontology annotation, biological process: regulation of DNA-templated transcription. The transcript is spliced from 3 exons. The coding region runs from base 1 to 2241 and encodes 746 amino acids. The record is from RefSeq and is a predicted model, not a curated record. Gene Ontology annotation, molecular function: DNA-binding transcription factor activity, RNA polymerase II-specific; zinc ion binding.